Messenger RNA from Pseudophryne corroboree (corroboree frog), 1791 nucleotides. RefSeq lists its product as uncharacterized. The transcript is spliced from 5 exons. Lineage: Eukaryota; Metazoa; Chordata; Amphibia; Anura; Myobatrachidae. Bases 1 to 1791 code for a protein of 596 amino acids. The record is from RefSeq and is a predicted model, not a curated record.
AUGAAGACUGUAGGAGUGGAUAGUUUGCAGAAGGAUUGGGCAGUUAGUGUUGAAUACUGCUGUGAGGUUGAGGAGUAUGGCAAAAGUGGCCUUUUGAUUUGGCCUUCAACCUACUUCUCCAGUCCCCAACUCUCCUCUGAUGCCUACUACCCAGCACCUCUUACUCCUUCUCCUAUCCCAGCCUACUUCUCCUGUCCCCAACUCUCCUCUGAUGCCUAUUACCCAGCACUCCUUACUCCUCCUCCUAGCCCAGCCUACUUCUCCUGUCCCCAACUCUCCUCUGAUGCCUACUACCCAGCACCUCUUACUCCUCCUCCUAUCCCAGCCUACUUCUCCUGUCCCCAACUCUCCUCUGAUGCCUAUUACCCAGCACCUCUUACUCCUCCUCCUAUCCCAGCCUACUUCUCCUGUCCCCAACUCUCCUCUGAUGCCUAUUACCCAGCACCCCUUACUCCUCCUCCUAGCCCAGCCUACUUCUCCUGUCUCCAACUCUCCUCUGAUGCCUACUACCCAGCACCCCUUACUUCAACACCUAUCCCAGCCUACUUCUCCUGUCCCCAACUCUCCUCUGGUGCCUAUUACCCAGCACCCCUUACUCCUCCUCCUAUCCCAGCCUACUUCUCCUGUCCCCAACUCUCCUCUGAUGCCUAUUACCCAGCACCUCUUACUCCUCCUCCUAUCCCAGCCUACUUCUCCUGUCCCCAACUCUCCUCUGAUGCCUAUUACCCAGCACCUCUUACUCCUCCUCCUAUCCCAGCCUACUUCUCCUGUCCCCAACUCUCCUCUGGUGCCUAUUACCCAGCACCCCUUACUCCUCCUCCUAUCCCAGCCUACUUCUCCUGUCCCCAACUCUCCUCUGAUGCCUAUUACCCAGCACCUCUUACUCCUCCUCCUAUCCCAGCCUACUUCUCCUGUCCCCAACUCUCCUCUGAUGCCUAUUACCCAGCACCCCUUACUCCUCCUCCUAGCCCAGCCUACUUCUCCUGUCUCCAACUCUCCUCUGAUGCCUACUACCCAGCACCCCUUACUUCAACACCUAUCCCAGCCUACUUCUCCUGUCCCCAACUCUCCUCUGGUGCCUAUUACCCAGCACCCCUUACUCCUCCUCCUAUCCCAGCCUACUUCUCCUGUCCCCAACUCUCCUCUGAUGCCUAUUACCCAGCACCUCUUACUCCUCCUCCUAUCCCAGCCUACUUCUCCUGUCCCCAACUCUCCUCUGAUGCCUAUUACCCAACACCCCUUACUCCUCCUCCUAGCCCAGCCUACUUCUCCUGUCUCCAACUCUCCUCUGAUGCCUACUACUCAGCACCCCUUACUUCAACACCUAUCCCAGCCUACUUCUCCUGUCCCCAACUCUCCUCUGGUGCCUAUUACCCAGCACCCCUUACUCCUCCUCCUAUCCCUGCCUACUUCUCCUGUCCCCAACUCUCCUCUGAUGCCUACUACCCAGCACCUCUUACUCCUCCUCCUAUCCCAGCCUACUUCUCCUGUCCCCAACUCUCCUCUGAUGCCUAUUACCCAGCACCCAUUACUCAUCCUCCUAUCCCAGCCUACUUCUCCUGUCCCCAACUCUCCUCUGAUGCCUAUUACCCAGCAGCACUCACUCCUCCUCCUAUCCCCGCCUACUUUUCCUGUCCCCGACUCUCCACAAGUUCAGAGGUUUUUGGAGCAGUGUCAGCUCAGACGCCACAGGCAGAUUUAUCGAAGCUUGGAGAGUGUAAAGUUGUGAGAGCUAACGUACCAGCCAAUCAGCUCCUUACUGCCAUGUUACAGGCUGUGUUUGAAAAAUGA